AUGUCUCGGUUCGAAGAUUCCACGGCUGUGAAUUGCUCAGAAGAACUUCGGAAUAAUUGGGGGUGGGAUCUGCAGCUUUCGGAGGCUAAGAAACGGCCUUGGGUCCCAAAACAGAAUGGUGGCCGAUUUAUGCUCCACACGACUAUGCGCUUGACUGCAAAUGCGAUGCUCGUGGGCUUCGGAUCAGGGUUGAUUCGUCUUGAAGGUACUUUAUUCAUUCUUCACGAGGAAAUUAAAAAUGAUAUGUGCCCUGAGGGUAUAAUUCACUAG
This is a messenger RNA of Penicillium verhagenii, 270 nucleotides long. RefSeq lists its product as uncharacterized. The coding region runs from base 1 to 270 and encodes 89 amino acids. The transcript has a single exon. Lineage: Eukaryota; Fungi; Ascomycota; Eurotiomycetes; Eurotiales; Aspergillaceae. The record is from RefSeq and is a predicted model, not a curated record.